This is a messenger RNA of Pseudopodoces humilis (Tibetan ground-tit), 5794 nucleotides long. It is a transcript of the gene CDK19, whose product is annotated as cyclin dependent kinase 19. Gene Ontology annotation, biological process: protein phosphorylation. Gene Ontology annotation, cellular component: cytosol; nucleus. Gene Ontology annotation, molecular function: protein serine/threonine kinase activity; ATP binding. The record is from RefSeq and is a predicted model, not a curated record. Lineage: Eukaryota; Metazoa; Chordata; Aves; Passeriformes; Paridae.
CCCCCCCCCCCAUCCCCCUCGCCCGCCGCCCCCGCCGAGCCCCGGACAUGGCGGCGCCGGGAGGGGGCUCCGCCAGCUGCGGGUGCUGAUCCGGCCGCCGCGUCCCCCUGCCCGCCCGUCCCUCCCCGCCCAUGGGCGAGACAUGGACUACGAGUUCAAGUCGAAGCUGGCGGCCGAGCGCGAGCGGGUGGAGGACCUGUUCGAGUACGAGGGAUGCAAGGUGGGCAGAGGCACCUACGGGCACGUCUACAAGGCCCGCCGCAAGGACGGAAAAGAUGAAAAGGAGUAUGCACUGAAGCAAAUUGAAGGUACAGGGAUAUCCAUGUCGGCCUGUAGAGAGAUUGCACUUUUACGAGAGUUGAAGCACCCAAAUGUGAUUGCAUUGCAGAAGGUUUUCCUUUCUCAUAGUGACAGAAAGGUUUGGCUGCUGUUUGAUUAUGCUGAGCAUGAUUUGUGGCAUAUUAUCAAGUUUCACCGUGCCUCAAAAGCAAAUAAAAAGCCCAUGCAGUUGCCAAGAUCUAUGGUUAAAUCCCUACUCUACCAGAUCCUCGACGGAAUCCAUUACCUCCAUGCAAACUGGGUGCUUCACAGAGAUCUGAAACCAGCAAACAUUCUGGUAAUGGGGGAAGGUCCUGAAAGAGGAAGAGUCAAAAUAGCUGAUAUGGGUUUUGCAAGAUUGUUUAACUCGCCUUUGAAGCCAUUGGCAGACUUGGAUCCAGUUGUGGUGACAUUCUGGUACAGAGCUCCAGAGCUGUUACUUGGGGCCAGACAUUAUACAAAGGCCAUUGAUAUUUGGGCAAUUGGCUGCAUAUUUGCUGAACUAUUGACUUCAGAACCUAUAUUUCACUGUCGCCAGGAGGACAUCAAAACAAGUAAUCCUUUUCAUCAUGAUCAGCUAGACCGCAUUUUCAGUGUAAUGGGAUUCCCUGCAGAUAAAGACUGGGAAGACAUAAGGAAGAUGCCAGAAUAUCCAACUCUUCAGAAAGAUUUUAGAAGAACAACAUAUGCCAAUAGUAGCCUCAUAAAAUACAUGGAGAAACACAAAGUCAAGCCUGACAGCAAAGUUUUUCUUUUGCUUCAAAAGCUUCUUACUAUGGACCCUACGAAGAGAAUUACCUCAGAGCAGGCUUUGCAGGACCCCUACUUUCAAGAGGAUCCUCUGCCUACAUCAGAUGUGUUUGCUGGCUGUCAGAUUCCAUAUCCGAAAAGAGAAUUCCUCAAUGAAGAUGAACCUGAAGAGAAAGGGGAUAAGAAUCAGCAGCAGCAGAAUCAGCAUCAGCAGCAAACAGCACCUCAGCAGCAGGCGCAGGCAGCGCCGCAGCAGCCGCAGCCGCAGCAGCAGAACAGCAGCCAGACCAACGGCACGGCAGCGGGCACCGGCGCGGGCACAGGGGGCACGGGCACGGGGCUCCAGCACAGCCAGGACUCCAGCCUCAACCAGGUGCCUCCAAACAAGAAACCACGCAUAGGGCCUUCAGGCGCUAACUCAGGCGGGCCUGUCAUGCCUUCAGAUUAUCAGCACUCCAGCUCACGCCUGAGUUACCAAAGCAACAUUCAGGGAUCUUCUCAGUCCCAGAGUACAAUGGGCUAUUCCACAUCAUCUCAGCAGAGCUCUCAGUAUCACCAAUCUCAUCAGUCUCACAGGUACUGAGGGGCCUGACAGGCUGCACUCAGAAAGGAAUGGACUAGAAGCCAGAAGACUCCAGCAAUAUGAAGUUCAUAACGAUGAGAAGACCAAAAAUACAAACUAUGAUGCAGAAUUAAAAUUCAUGAUGACAAAAGGAAAACUUCAAUCACUGAAGACUUCCCCCACCCCUGCCCCAUCCCCAUCCCUUUAUUGCCAUAAAGGAGAUUCUUGUGAAGUUUUCCUUCUUCCCUGCCCUUGCAUGUGCUCCAUUGUGGUUACUCUAAUGAACCCUUCUGAUCUGAACCCAGCACUUAACUUCUUUAUCCUUUGGAAUUUUGAAGGAUUCCUGGUGCACCUUCCUUAUGCUGUAGUGAUUGCCAUAAAUCUGUCUUUUCAAUCUCUUUGAUGGGAUUUUAAAGUUUUAAAAUCUUGAACUCCCAGGCUUUCAAGCUUGUAUAUAGUUAGUUUUAUACUAGGCAAACCAGUUUAGCUAUACAGGUAUAUUGCACCUUUUUAAAGCACUAUGUUAUUUUCACAGGAUAUUACUGUUUUGCUCAUGGAUGUCAAGAACAGCAAAAUUUUACUGUUCCAGAGUAUUUUACUAUUCUGUUUUUAUUAGUCUAGUUUUCAGGCAAAGUAUUAAAAAUAAAAAAAUUUAAAAAUUAAUAAAAUGAAAAAAGAAAAAUGAAAAAAGAAUAAAACCCACCCAAGUCUCUGCAGCGACAGAUAUGCUUCAUGCUACUGGACUGAACGCCAAACAGAAGAUUGCUGAUAUUUCUUAACUCAUUCACAUUGAAUUCUUGAAAUCACAGUGAUCAUGCUCUGACUAGUUUUAAAUUAAGCAUUACUUCAAAUGAAACCAGGACAGUCACAUAAAAAGGAGAUGCUUUCAGGAUCUGUUGGAACAGAAGAAUGGAAUGUCUUCCCAGGCUGGACACCAAAAUAGUCAGGAAAAUGUAUUUACUGCCCUCAAGUCUCAGUAGGAAUGUGGAUGACGGGCUUUUUCUGUUUUUCUGCUAAGUAGCUUAUUAAUGUGCGUGAGAGUUCUAUAAACAUAGCUUUCUUUCACAUUCCUGAGUCAGUUCUCAAAAUUUAAAGGUGACAGAAAUACUAAGACUUGCAAAAACAAAUGCAUUUAAUAAUUUUAUGUUAGAAUUUAUAAUUAAGAGAAAUUGUGCAGUUUGAAAAGCAUCUUGAAAAUUGUUCCUUUUUCUUGUUUAUAAUGCAUAUUCUGUGUCCCUCACAUUGCUGUGAUUAACCAGAUUAGUUACACCAGAUGCGCUUGAUUGCACUGAAAUGUUUCUUUUUCCCUAGAGCAAACAUGUUUUGAUUGUGCCUAAGGGACUGUAAGUGGAUGGGUAGUUGGCAGAAAAUCCUCAGUAAUUAAGCAAGAGUUCAGAAGCAUAAUCAGAAGAUUAUUGUCCAACUUCUGGAACCACAGUUAUUCGGAGAGACACAACAUAUAAUUUGGGACAGCUUCAUUUUUGCUUCAGCCUUCAGAAAUAAGGCUGACUCCUGUGGCAGAAAACCUAGAGGAAUGCAUUUAGAAAGCUACUGGCAGUGUAACAUCAGUGAGUUUCUACAGCUGGUGUCCAGAGAAGAGGUGAGGUGAGAGGAGUUCUGUGGUAUAUCGGGUUUUUAUACUCUAGAGUGUUCUCUUCUGUCCUGUGCCCACACAACAAAAAUGGUGUACCCAUACACAUUCACACUGAAGUUGUGAUCAGAUGUAGCAAGAUGAGUAGAUCUGUUUGCUCUGAGGAGAAUCAUUUUUGUCACAGCCAGUCAUAUACAUGGUUCUACUGGAUUUGAUCUCCCAAUCAUCUUUAGUGCCCCCUUCCUCCUCAAACUCAUGCUGUUUUCCUACUUUUUGUGAGCAGUUGGCUUGCUUUGGCCAUCCCUACCAUCAUGUGAUUUUGACAACACCCAGCUGCUCUGGAAAAGCAGCUAAAACCUGCUUUUGUCAUCAAAUGGAUAAGAAGUUGGUGAAAAACUAAAUUAAGCAACUGGAAAGAAAAAAAAAUAUUUCUGGGGAAAAAAUCUCCCAAAGGAUACUUUCAGUGUGUAACACUUGAAGUGCUACAUUUUAUACAUACUGUAGUCUGUAUACUACAUCCAUAUAUAUAUAUAUAUAUAUAUAUAUACUCUGUUUGAAAGAACAGAUUUUAAUUGUUCCUUUAUUUCAGUGACUCUGGGGUGACAUUCUUUCUGUCUCCCCCCUACUGAUGUUAGGAUGAGGUACUUUUGAUCAAAUGGAUAUUUGGCCAAUGCCAUUAAGUAACACUUCUUUUAUACUUCUGUGAUUUGAAUUUCACAUUUCUGGAAAUUAACUUAAUGGCAGAGUGAUUUUUGUCCCCUCCUAUUCUUUUCAUCCUUCUAUUCUCUCAAAAUUAUUCUUUUCUACUACAGUUAUCUAACGUUUUUUUUUCCCUGCUGUGACCUGCAGCUGAUCAUCAAAAUUCAUACAAGAUCAGGAGGUGGCAGGGAUCCACUGGUUAAUUAAGGUGGGCUCUUGUGCCAAUAAUGCAAAAUCAUGGUGUAGAUUAAUCUGUAUAAAGAGUGUGAAACUUCACAGCAAUGUAAGGUGCUUUAAUUGAGUGAACUUCCAGCUUCUAGAGUGACUGCCACAACCUCUCUAAGCUGCACUUGCAUUUCUUGCCUUGGUUGGGUUUGAUAGAUGACCACAUGCCACUCCUCUCUCUAGCUUUUGUGUGCACAGGUGAAGCCAAGCUGACUUCCUCUGUUCCUUCAAAUUCACAGCCAGGAGAGCGAAUAAAACCAACAGCACUGGCUGCAAAAUGUAGGCUCUGCACACUCUUGUAGUUUCUUCCUGGGAGUGAAAUUGCCUUUUCUUGGGAGCUUGAUGCAUGCUGCCAGGGUGGGUGGCAGUCAUAAUGGAAAAAGCCUUGCUGCCUAGGGGUUAUCCCAUGAGGUAAAAACUCCCCUUUCAGAAGUGAAUUGUGCAGUUUAUUGUGGGAAACCAGGACCAUGUCAUUUUUAUUGGGUUUUUUUUGCCUGUGCAGUUUCUUUAUUACUCAGCUCUGUCUCUGCCCAUAACCUGUAGACCCUCACCAAAGUGUUUCACGCCUGUACCAAGAGGUGCAGAGCUGUCUUCUCCAACCCGGUGGGAGAGCGGGCUGCUGAGUACAGCUUUUCACGUCGUGGCUCAGAGGAAACAAACAUGGGGAAUUAAUGGGAUGAGCAUCCUGGUCCACAUUGGUGAAGUUUUAUGUAGCACAAACUGCACAAUGAAGGAAAAAUAUAGGGAAAGCUGCGACUCCUGCACUGUAUCUGUGACACUGUAUCUGGGAAGGGGGAGGGAAGUGCAUUAGUGGCGGGAGGGGUGGCGGGAAGCUAGAAGUGUUCAAAUAUGUAUGAUAUUUUAUAUAAACAUAAUAAGCUUAGUUCCCCUUCAUAAUCUUCAGGAAUGGUACUUUAACACCAUUAAGCAAAGAAUUGUUUUAGGAUUAAAUAAAUGUAUUGUACAUAAGGCCAUACGUAAUCUUCUAAAAAUGUCGCCAGACAGCAGCGAUGUGUAUUACUAUAUGAAAAAAGUCCUUAAUGCACUGUUAUCUCCUAAAUAUUUAGUAGUAAAUUAAUGCUAUUUAAUUUUUUUAAAAAUUUGUCUUGUGUAGACACUAAAAAAGUAUUACACAAAAUCUGGACAGAACAUGUCCUUUUUAACAGCAAUUUAAAGAACUUUUUAUAUAUGUAAGGUAGUAACUUUUCAAGUUGUUCUAGUUGUAUAUUCCCAUGUUUACUAUUUGUGGAAGUGUGCCUGUCUCUACUCAGUUAUUUUUUUUUCCUAAUAAUUUCAUGCACGCAUCUUUCAUUUUUGUAGUUUCCAUUAGAAAUUAUUGUGUAUGCGCCUGGUGCUGCCAUGGAACUUUGCCGCUCCAGAUCUGUGGUGGCCUCAUUCAGCAGUGCCCGUGCCAAUGGGCUACCAAAACCACAAAGCAAAAUACUUGUUUCUCAUUCUGGAGUUGAGAGUUUACUGCUUUUAAGUUGUCCUGAUGUCACUCUUGAAAUGACUGUUAAAACUAAGCUAUGAGUUCAUUGCAUUUAUUUUAUAUUCUUGGUUGUAAUGAAAUGGAAUUGACUUUGCUUCAGUGUGAAUUUUUUUAAUAAAAUAAUAUACAUUUGUAAUAAUAAUAAAAAGUUCAAAUCAAA